AUGUCUGAUGCACCGCUCUGUCGAGUCUUCCUGCACCUCUGUGUUUUAUUCACUACAGCGAGCGCUUAUUACAUCUCUAACAUAAUUCAGUGUGAAACCGACAGCUCGCUUCAGGGCAUGAGAUUAAUUUUGUCCAUGAUGUACAACAAGCAAAACUUCCUGUCGUACGACAGCUCUGAGAUGGAGAUCAUCGGAUACGGCGAAUACGGACUUAAAUGGGCCGAAGAUUUAAACAAAAACCCAAUGUUACUAAAGAUGGAGACGGCGAAAGCUCUGGCAGAGUGCCAGCUUUACGGCCAGCUCAUCCUACUGGCAGCGAACAAGACAGUGGAACCUCAGGUGGUGCUGAGGUCUCUGAGAUCUGAAUCUUCCCCUGAUCCUACCACGCUGAUUUGCAGCGCCUACGAUUAUUACCCCAGAGGAAUCAAAGUGACCUGGCUGAUAGACGGAGAACCCAUCACCGUGAACGUGUCCUCCACCGACGAGCUUUCCAACGGUGACUGGCACUACCAGAUCCACAGCCAGCUGGAGCACAGACCAACCCCUGAUGAAAAGAUCUCCUGCAAGGUGGAACACCAGAGCUUAACCCGACCCGUCAUCUACACCUGGGACACGUCACUUCCUGCAGCCGAGAGAUUUAAGCUUGGUGUUGGUGUUGCAGCUCUGGUGACUGGAUUCAUCACAGCGGCUUCUGGUCUCCUUUAUUAUUACAUCAAAGAAUCAGGUUGGACUCCAGUUCGCACCAUUGAAUUUUCUUGCAUCAUAUGAAGAGCAAACGUUCAAACAUCCACAUCUCUGGAAGUUCCAUCA
Molecule: messenger RNA, 810 nt
Organism: Trichomycterus rosablanca
Lineage: Eukaryota; Metazoa; Chordata; Actinopteri; Siluriformes; Trichomycteridae
Product: rano class II histocompatibility antigen, A beta chain-like
Exons: 5
Coding region: 1-768 (255 amino acids)
Biological process (GO): immune response; antigen processing and presentation
Cellular component (GO): membrane; MHC class II protein complex
Source: RefSeq, a predicted model, not a curated record